This is a messenger RNA of Dentiscutata erythropus, 844 nucleotides long. The record is from the annotation of a GenBank genome assembly. NCBI's taxonomy places the organism in Eukaryota, Fungi, Glomeromycota, Glomeromycetes, Diversisporales, Gigasporaceae.
GCCCAGUCUUCCUCGACAAAGUCGAAAGCUGGAUAUAAUCGGUCAUCCUCUCCGAGCUCUCCAGUCUUAGAACCUAAAGAAGAUAAAGUAUCAUCUCCAACACAAGGAAAUAGCUCUGUGAGUGAAUAUAUUAAAAUGAUUAAGCUAUAUGCUAUUAGCAUUGGCAAGGAUUUAGAUGAUAUAGAUGUUAAAGAAAAAUUCCUUGUUGGAUUAUCACCUGAUAAUGAAAAGCGUGUAGAAGAGUUUGGAAUUAAAAAACCUUUGUCUGAAAUUUUCAAUUUCUUACAUGAAAUUGCAGAUGAUCUCUCUGCACAUGGUACUAAGAUCGCCAAUGAACUUGACGGAAAAAAUAAUACAACUAUUACUGUGGAAAUCAAAAGAAUCCUUACUGAUGAUGUCUAUAGAAAACUUAUUGCAGAAAUUAAUACUAAAAUCAUCAACGAGCUUUCCACACGCCUGUCUGAAAUUAAUACUGAACUUAAUAGUAAACUUAUCGCAGAAAUCACCAAAAUUAAUACACGUGAUGCUGGCUACGCCUCUGAGGUGCAGAAAAUUUUUUCAAUGGUCAAUAACAUAACUACGAAAGUUAAUAAUAUCGAAGAAGCCUGCCGUAAUGAAUUUAGCAGAAUUAAUGUUGUUAUCGAAGAUCUCCAAAACAAAAUAAACCAACAUUACACAGUGGUUCAAAGAUCCGAUUUUGAUCAACAAAACGAAGAUUUCCAAAUAAUUGAAGAAUACAGAAUAUCCGGCCAAGAAUUUUUUAAAUUAACUAAAGAAGAACUUAGAGACUAUGGAUUAAAAGAGAGGCCGGCAACAAGAAUCACAAAAUUUUUUGAGGAAUUGA